This is a messenger RNA of Linnemannia hyalina, 3726 nucleotides long. Lineage: Eukaryota; Fungi; Mortierellomycota; Mortierellomycetes; Mortierellales; Mortierellaceae. The record is from the annotation of a GenBank genome assembly.
AUGGAUCCAAAACCCUACCCCCACCAGAGCGCCUUCCCACCAGACGCACAGCACCCAGAUAGCGUCACCCUCCACCAGCGUCCCAUUCCCCGAGGCCUGCCUGCUGCUGGCCCCGGCCACCACACCUACACCCACUCCCACCCCCAUAACCAAUCCCACAGCCAACACUACUACCCAUCCUCGACUCCUCCUGUCACCAAGGACCCAUCGUCCCUUCCUCCUUCCUCUUCGCCCUUCCACAAUUCGCAUCGUCAGCCGCAACAAUCCCUCUGGCCACCCCACUCCCAUCAACAACAGCAAGCAUACCCCCCUUAUCAACAAGAGCACUCACAACACUCGGACCACCGCCAAUGGCAUCGGGGACAGGAUCAUCAGGGCGGCCCCCAUCCAUCGACAGAGCAGCAGCACGAUAGACGAAUGGAAAAGGACGAUAGCAACAGUAACAACGACAAGAGUAACAUCAACGCCAACAGCAAAAACGACAACGACUAUCCUCCUCAUUCCCCUUCACCUACACGCCUUUCUGCGUCGUCUCCGUAUUCGGCCAUUGACGUCGAUCCGCAGACUCAGCAACAAGGACAAUCGGCAGAUCCUCGUAUCUCGUCUGUGUCUGGUCCAAUGGGUGCCAUUCCGUCGCCGAUGCCGGUGGCUGGGUCUGGAUCUGGUUCUGGACCUCCUCAGUCUUCCUCCUCCUCCCAUGGCACAGUGUUUGAUCGGAGUGGAUAUGUAGAUGAAGCUAUGCAUGACGAGCGUGAGCGAGACUUUGACAUGGACACCACCUCCUCUCUUUCAUCAAGGGGACCCAUGUCUAACCUGGCCUACCAGCACCGCCAAUUGCAACAACAACAACAACAACAACAACAACAACAACAGCAGCAGCAACAGUACCACCAGGCCUCGCUUGACCGACACCACGGCGAGGGACAGUCGCCUCCAAUCUCCCCUCCAGAAGAUGAGGCAUUUGGCAGCCGAUCGACCCGAUUUAGUUUUAGCUCCAUCGAUGACAGCCCCCAUCCCUUGGCCGAAACUGCAGCCGCAUCUUCUUCAAUUACACAAACAACAGCAGCAACAACAACAGGCCAAUUUGCGCCAGUUGCAUCUGCAACAACUUCUAUAACAACAACAACGAUUAACAACAACCCCCUGGAUGACCCCUUUCCCUCUUCCCGACUGCCCAAUGCGCGGAGGGACUGGGACUAUGACCUCGUCCCGCGAGCAUCCGUUCGCCCUCUCGACAACCCAAGAGACUCCCAUUCCUAUGUUCGUGCGCACAACUACCAGCCCCUCCAUGAUGCCCACCGGAGACACUCUGCACAGCCACCAACUCACGCACACCCCUACCCCUCUGAGUACCCCUAUGUCCCUCACCGCCCUCACCCCUUGAACCGUUCCGGUUCGUUCGACGAGGGUCACCCGGAGUAUCAUUAUCCCCGUACGCAUUGGAGCCCCUAUGGACCCCAACCACCCUCACACUACCCCCCUCACCUUCCUCCUCCACCACCUUCUCACCUUUCCGCCUACUAUGACGCCCCUCCUCCUCGACCACCUCCUCCCCCUCACGGCCCAGCGACAUCAUCUUCAUCUCGUCGUUCUAUCGACAACAACAGCAGCCGCCGCACUGGACAAUACGGCGACGAUGGGAUGAGCAACUACGGCAGCUAUGCCGAGGACGGAGAAGGAGAGACUGAAGGAGGAGAGCAAAAACGCAGAGGAGGGAACCAAUCUUCGUCAAGGUUCAACAAUCUCCGCUUCAAGUUUGGGACAGACAUGCCAAGCACGAUCGAUCUCAAAUCUGCGAUUGAGAGCUGCGAUAUCUUGUGCCGAUUUGCUCUCCAUUAUGGGAACCAGAUCAAGAACAGCGACAGCACGAGCCACGAGACGGUCGAGGGGUCAGCGCUGGGCCUUGAUCCCAUCGAGCGGGCUAACUUGCAGAAGAUCCGGAGUAUGAACACUACCAUGCUGAUUGGGAUCCAGAAGGAGGAGAGGGUGAAUGACCCGUCAUCUUCGUCUUUUGCUACUGCAGCAGCUGCUGCCGGUGGUGAUCCCUCGGGCGAGAUUCUUGACGCGGAUCGGACGAUGAUGAAGGAGGAGGAGGAGAUUGAGUUGGAUGAGCUUGAAAGGGGCCACUUGAGGUUUGGGCCCGGUCAACCUUGGAAUGUCAUGGUUCUUGAGCUGGCCCGUGCAGCAACGUCGAUUUUCCAGCUGGCGAUUCGGAUCAAGGCCUGGGUUAACAUGACCCCUGCAGAGCGCGAGUUGGACGAGGAGAUCAACAUGAUCCGAGGCAAGCGCUGUUUGCUCAUGGACAGCACCCUUUCAGUCCCCACGGUGGACCAGCACGGCAACUUGCAAAAGGACUGGGCGGUUGUCCCUGCAGCGACGUCGACCUCCAAGAGUUUCUACCAGCGACAACGAGAUCUGGAGCAGCAACGACAGACCCACACUACUGUGCUACCCAAGCAAACAAAGAACAUCCAACAGGCACAGGCACAGUCAACAGCGGUCAAGCAUGAGUUGGGGACAUCUUUGGAGAGCAAUGGCAUGAUGCUGGACCAUGAUGGAGCGUCAGAGACGAAUGCUUUCAAGAUCCCGAGACGGAACAGUAGCAAUGGCGGCGUGAGCAGUACUGCUGCCAGUCGACUUGACUCCUUGAAGGGAUCUAGCGGUCUAGUCAGUCUUGUUGGUGGCGGGGGCGCAGGAAACUCGGGAUCGGCGAUGAAUUCUUCAAUGUCGAGCUCGUUUACCAGCAACGACAGUAGGGCCACCAGCAGUAUGAAUGACGCAGCGAACGCAUACCGGUCGACGGAUGGAGCGACCCGCAACUCUAAGAACAGCGACGUCCCGCACCAAAAGUACCGGAAGCGUGCCAAGCGAUCCCAGGCGCCUGGCCGUUGCCAGUCCUGUCAUUCCUCGGAUACUCCCGAGUGGCGGCGUGGGCCCGAUGGUGCUCGCACCCUUUGCAACGCCUGUGGUCUUCAUUACGCAAAAUUGUUGAGACGUCAGAAUGAACGGACCCAGCAGUCGCCGUCUCGGAUCUCAACUGCCCUGCCUUCGUCGACCGCCAGCACAACUAUUACCAACGGCAGCAACAACAUCAGCGGCACAGCAACAACAACAACAACAGCCGCACCAUCUACACCAUCCACAACCUUGGCCCUCCCAACCCCUACACCUGUAGCUACACCAACACCCAUUGCGCCAUCAGUACCAACCGCAGCACCAGCAGAGACAGUCAGCGCAAGCAUGUCCACAAGUCAACCUUCAUCAAAAAAGGAUACCAGCUUCCCCGUGAUCUCGUUCCCUUUCAAGAGACUGCACGGUCAAGGACGCGCUAAUGCGUCGUCUUCUUCGGCUACUUCGACUGCCACUGCAACUACUGCAACCUUGACCGCUACCGUCAUGACAACUUCUGGGCCGGGUUUAUUGACGCUCUCGUCGUCUUCUUCGAUCUUGCCGUCAGGACGCAGGACGUUGACGGAUCAUCAGGUAGUGCCAUUGUACGAUGGGCAGAGCUCUGGGAGCGGCGGCGGCGCUGAUGCUAGGGCUCCUGUUGGUGGUCGUGGUGGGUCGAGAGCGAACACGUCGCAAUACCAGUUGCUUCAUCGCCAACAGCAGCAGUACCAGCAGAUGGAGUACCAGAAGCCGCAACCCAACCAGAACCAGAACCAGCAAGCGCACAUGCGGGAUGUGAACAUGGACGAGUCCCCUCGUACCAAGUCCGAGCAAUAA